AUGAAUCGGAGCGUCAGCAAGAUGUGGGAAAAGUAUUGCCUGCGUCCAACGCAAGGCACCGUCUCCACUACCAUUCCCGUCUUCGUCUAUGGCACAGCCUGGAAAAAAGAUCGCAGUGCAGAUCUUGUAUACAAGGCAAUCAAUGCUGGGUUCAGAGCUGUGGACACAGCAGCCCAGCCACGUCAUUACCAGGAACAUCUUGUAGGCGAUGGGAUCCGCAGAGCCAUUGCCGAUGGGAUUGUCGAGCGAAAGGAUCUAUAUGUCCAAACCAAAUUUAGUCCCAUCUCGGCACAAGACCCUGACAACAUGCCAUAUGAUCCUUCUGCGCCAGUGACUGAACAGGUUCAUGCAUCGAUCAAGUCAUCUUUGCAGAAUCUUCGAUCAAAAGAAGACCCAGACUCUGUGAAUGAAUCAUACAUUGACACUGUGGUCAUUCACUCACCACUUACAACUUGGGAUGAGACCUUGGAGGCCUGGCAGGCCCUGGAAACCUAUGUUCCCCACCGAAUCCGUAAUCUGGGAAUCUCCAAUUGCAACUUUUCAAUCUUGAGGGAGCUUUGCGACUCAAGACAAACAACCGUGAAGCCAUCGGUGGUUCAGAACAGGUUCUAUAAGGAAACCUUUUACGAUCGUUUAGUGCGAUCGCUCUCCCGUGAUCAUCGAGUCAUCUAUCAAAGCUUCUGGACUUUGACAGGAAACCCGGACCUGCUGCGGUCUAGACCUGUACAACAACUGGCUCAUCAUGUUCAAAUCUCACCGGAGGCGGCUCUGUACACCCUGGUUAUGAGUCUUGAUGAUGUGACUGUGCUGAACGGAACCAAGAAUGAAGAGCGUAUGAAGGAGGACUUGGCCGCUCCGAAAUUAGUCGAGAGCUUCACGAAAAAGCGGCCCGAAGUGUGGCGCCAGAUAUCGUUAGAUUUCCAGGUCUUGACCGGGGAUUUUGUGGAUUGA
Molecule: messenger RNA, 951 nt
Organism: Penicillium brevicompactum
Lineage: Eukaryota; Fungi; Ascomycota; Eurotiomycetes; Eurotiales; Aspergillaceae
Product: putative aldo-keto reductase (AKR)
Exons: 2
Coding region: 1-951 (316 amino acids)
Cellular component (GO): cytosol
Molecular function (GO): aldose reductase (NADPH) activity
Source: RefSeq, a predicted model, not a curated record